AUGUUUACAGGAUUUAUUUUAUUCCAGGUGCCGGGAGCAUGGGCUAUCAUGAACGGCGAGAAGGUCACCAUGUUCGGAAGCACUUUGUGGAAACGAAGAAAGGUUCCACCGCCAGAACAUCGCGAAAUCAAAGUUCCCGAAGUGCCCGGUGGCAAGGUGUACGCUCACGAGCGUGGGCUUCUGUUACCAGGAAGCGAUGGUCGUUGGGUCAAUGUGGACUCGGUCAAAAUUGGUUCGAAGACGAUUCCGGCUCACAAAUACGGUUUGGAAGAGGAAGCGGGCGAAAAGUUGGUCUACACGGAAGAAGAGGCCAAGAUUGUCGAAGUUGUCAGG
This is a messenger RNA of Ostertagia ostertagi, 333 nucleotides long. NCBI's taxonomy places the organism in Eukaryota, Metazoa, Nematoda, Chromadorea, Rhabditida, Trichostrongylidae. The record is from the annotation of a GenBank genome assembly.